UCUCGGAUCUGAGCGCCUACAACUGACACUUGUUGAGGGUACAUGUGUUGUGGACAGCAGCCGGUUGAUGAGGAACCACUUCUGGGGACUAAACCGUAAGCUUCGAGACAGAUGAGCCGACAUCUGGAGCAGGUCACACACCAUCAGGCAGAGUGAUACUCUUGUCAGCCGCAGUCAGCAUCAACAGGCUGAACAGAUGCUCUGGGAGAGACAGUAUAAAGAGGCCAACACAUUCAGUCAGCCUCUGUGGCCACACUAAUAGAGUGAACAAGCAGAGCAUGUGAUAAGAGCCAGGUGCUGCUCAGAUUCAGCAGAGGUCAUCAUUGGUGAGGUACAACGCUCACAGCUCAUCCCUCAGAAAGAGACACUGCAGUCUGAGACCCCUCACCAGGCCUGCAGGCGGCCUCCUCCUCCACCAGAUCUGACUGGCUACUUGGUCUGAAAGGCUGAAGUCCCUUCAAACACCGAGAAAGACAGUAAUUCCACUUAGAGCUGUGAGCCGAGUGAUUGACAGGACCGACAGACAUGGGGAAGCAGAACAGCAAGCUCCGUCCUGAGGUGAUGCAGGACCUGCUAGAGAGCACUGACUUCACCGAGCAUGAGAUCCAGGAGUGGUACAAGGGCUUCCUGAGGGACUGCCCCAGCGGGAACCUCUCCAUGGAGGAGUUCAAGAAGAUUUACGGCAACUUCUUCCCAUACGGCGACGCUUCCAAGUUCGCCGAGCAUGUCUUUCGCACGUUUGAUGCAAAUGGCGAUGGGACGAUAGACUUCCGGGAGUUCAUCAUUGCACUGAGUGUGACAUCACGCGGCAAGCUGGAACAGAAGCUGAAAUGGGCUUUCAGUAUGUAUGACCUGGACGGGAAUGGGUACAUCAGCAAGGCCGAGAUGCUUGAGAUUGUACAGGCAAUUUAUAAGAUGGUAUCUUCAGUGAUGAAGAUGCCGGAGGAUGAGUCAACACCUGAGAAAAGGACAGAGAAGAUCUUCAGGCAGAUGGACACCAACAGAGACGGUAAGCUGUCUCUGGAGGAAUUCAUCAAAGGAGCGAAGAGCGACCCCUCCAUCGUCCGGCUGCUGCAGUGUGACCCCAGCAGCGCUGGACAGUUCUAAGCCCGGGCUGUCAACCCAACCUUGCUUCUGUGGGUGCCGCCACUAGCCCUAACUCUCCACUAUGGAGCAGACUGAUGAUGAAGAAUGAGAAGCUGUUGACGAUGAGGAAGACAGGCCUUCAAUAUGCACUGAGGACUUAACAGAUGGGCACAGGAGCCGCAUUCUCCAGUUCUCCCAGACCCCUUCAUCCCUACCCUCCAAAUCCCAGCAGAGACUGAACCCAAAGUUUUCCCCAAGGCCUCGCCAGGCCGCCUCCAACCCCACCCACCCCGUAAUUGACAAGGAUCCCUCAGUUUUCCAACAGGCAUGUCAGAGUAUCCGGAGGGCCUACAGUACGUUGUAUAUAUAAACUGGAGUCUCUGUAUCGGUGUCUUUGCUUGGCUCUCUGUGCCCACGAGGCUCCAGACAGGACAGCACAGACCUUAUGUGUAUCGUAGACAGAGUGUGUGCAUGAGAGAACGAGAGCGAGAAAGGGAGACGUGAUGGUGUUGAAUUAAAGGACAUACUGUAGUUGAGAUUAUUUAACCGUCAGGAAGGACUUUUGAAGUUUUGUCCUACACUUGGAAAGAGAACUGGUUUUAGUUUUCCUCUUUUUUUUCUACUGUGAGAAUGUGUACGUGUGUUUGUGUUUUUUUUUUUGUUUGUUUGUUUUUUGUUUUUGUUUUUUUUUUUUAAAACUUGAUACACUCGUUUAUACAUAUUUUGUGCUGGGAUUUCAAGACUCAAGAUUAUGUGGACUUAAUAUUGUGCUACUAUGCAUAUACACCCUCAUCAAUAGUUUUUAUUUUGUGAAGUAUCACAGAUGUAAUGAAGGAUGAAAAGCAUCCCUUUACCUAUUGCUCUUUCCAAGGGUUUUUCAUACCAGUAAGAAUUGAAAAUUUUAUAGUUGCAGUGUUAUCACCACCUAGCAGAAAAAAAUUAAAAACAAAACAAACAAACAAAAAAAAAAAAAAACAGCCAAACCUUUUAAGUAUUUCCAGGCUCUUUGAGUGCAGUGUAGACACGCACCCGGAUAUGUAGAGCAAAAAGUUAUUAUAGAUAGUUCAGAUGGCUGAGUUCUCCAAAACAAUCACCUCCUUUUAAAAAUCAAGUUGUCAAACAAAUGUGAAAUGAAAAGUUGAAUUUAAGCUGUUUUGAGGGAUAUCAAGCAUGCAAACCAGUUUGUUCGUUGACAUGUGCUGCGUGAAGAGCAACACCAUGCUUCCUCACACUCACUUUUAGAUGUUUUAAAUGCCGCAUGUUGAAUCACUUGUUCAGAAGUUGGGUAAGGGGGUGCGUGGACUAAAUAACACGUAUGCAUGUGACUUAUGUGCAUGUGUGUAUAUGUGUGUUUAUGGAUAUCAGUGGCUAAUGGUCACCCAGCUCUACCAGCUUCUGUAUGUUAGUAUUGUCAUCAUUAUUACUACCAGUAGUCAGUGUUACUGACAGCGUAUUGACUGCCAAAGCUGACAUCUAAUGGUUGAAAUGAAUAACUUCAGCGGCGGCCAGCAGACACAAGAGUCUGUGCACGUGGAUGACGUAGGCACACAUACACAUGUGCACUGUUGCGUGGGAAUGCUGUAUUGUCAUGAAGGAAAUAAUUCAGUUAUUGUCCAUCUGUGCAGCUGCAGUUCUGUCAUGCUGCAGCCCGACAGGGCUGUGAGCCGUGGCUUGACGGUGCAGAGGACUAAAUCUUUUCCUGUGCAACAGCCCCAGAUCUGUGCACACGCAACACGCCCAAAUUUGGCUUCUGCUGCAUGAAUGUAAUUCACAGUUUUGCUGCCGGUUCCACAUCAACACAUCAGCGCUGGUUUCCCAAAAACAUUGUAGCACUAAUGUAAACACUGUAAAUUGAAAUGGAAGAGAGAUGCAUCGUGGUGGCUCACUUUUUUGACCCUGAUGGCUUCAUCUCCUCCCACUCCAUCGUUCCUCAGUUUCCUCAGAAUACUCCAAAAAAAAAAAAAAAGCAAAACAAAACAAAACAAAAAAACAACUCCCCCCUAGGAUGUUUUUGGGAAACCCAACCCAGGACCAUUUUGACCCUCACCCUGAAUGUAACUGAGCCCCUCCCCACAGGGCUGAAAUAAGUGGUUUCAGUUACUGAGUUGCUUUUAAAUCAGAAAAGUUUUGAAUGUUUUUGUUGAAUAACUGCUGUUUUGUAAAAGGAAACAAAAAUUAAAUAAAACUAAAAAAAAUAUAUAUAACAUUUAAAAUAAAAAAAAACAUUGAAACAACCGAGGAUCACAACUACUGCAAUGAUAUUGUCACAAUGUAUUGCUUUUUAUUGUAUUUCUAUUAUUAUAAUUAUUUUUAUUUUUUUUUUAAAGCUGCGUCAGGUGUAACAUUUCUGUUAAACACAAUAGCAUCUUGUGGUCAAGUGCCAAAUAAAAACAAAAACAGUAUUGUAUAAAUUUAUACUGUAAAACUGUUAUCUGUUGAACAAAAUGUUUGUAAUUGUUGCAUUUUGUAGGUUUUGUAUGGUAUCCUGUAUUUAGUGACUGUAGUUUUUGAACACAGGAUUCUGUUUUUUGGUCAACUUUAAACAGCAAAAAUUAAAUCUACAAAUUUUUGUGCUCUAGCAUUGA
Myripristis murdjan (pinecone soldierfish) is the source of this 3671-nucleotide messenger RNA. RefSeq names its product neurocalcin delta a (gene ncalda). Lineage: Eukaryota; Metazoa; Chordata; Actinopteri; Holocentriformes; Holocentridae. Gene Ontology annotation, molecular function: actin binding; tubulin binding; calcium ion binding. The transcript has 9 exons. The coding region runs from base 526 to 1107 and encodes 193 amino acids. The record is from RefSeq and is a predicted model, not a curated record. Gene Ontology annotation, biological process: calcium-mediated signaling.